GUCCGAAAUUAGCAUCCUAACACUAUGGUUUAAUAUUGUUUAACUAUGUUGACUAGUUUAUAUUUAAUCUAUGUAUGUUGCCAAUUGACUUGAGUCUUCCUGAAAGGUUUUUGCGAACUUUUUUGCUCGCUUCACUGUGUUUCCAAGCUUCACACCCCUCGGCGCAGCUGACAGCCGGUCAAGUAUUACUUUACUACUCAAAUGCUAUCAUGAAUUACUCCCGGUUUUUGACCGCUGUGAGUGCUGCAAGGAAGCCGUCUCCUAUUCGCAUAUUAACUGAACUUCAGCAGCGUUCUCCCCCAACUCUGAUCUCACUGGCGGCGGGAUCCCCCAACCCCAACACCUUCCCCUUUCAGUCUGCCACCAUCAAAAUGAAGAAUGGUGCCAGCGUUGUGUUUGAUGAGACGACAAUGAAAAGAGCCCUCCAGUACUCUGGCUCUUGUGGGAUACCAGAACUCAUAUCUUGGAUGAAGGACCUUCAGAGGAAUCUCCACAGUCCCCCAACAGCCUCCUACAGCGUGGAGGCAGGGCAAAUGGAGAUGUGUGUGACCACAGGCAGUCAGGAAGGCCUGUGCAAGAUUUUUGAGAUGCUGGUUAAUCCUGGAGACAACGUCCUUCUAGACGCACCCACAUAUUCUGGGACUCUGGCGGCACUUCAGCCAUUAGGCUGCAAUAUCAUUAAUGUACUGAGUGAUCAGUACGGAAUGAUCCCGGGAGCCCUGAGGGACAUCCUGUCCAGGUGGGACCCAGCAGAUGCCAAAAAACCAGGCAGCACAGUUCCCAGAGUCCUCUACACCAUCCCCAAUGGGGGCAACCCUACCGGAGCAUCAAUGACCACUGAGCGUAAGAGGGAGGUCUACCAGCUUGCCAGAGAAUAUGACCUCCUUAUAAUUGAGGAUGAUCCCUACUACUUUCUGCAGUUUCAAAAGCCCUGGGCUCCUACAUUUCUGUCCAUGGAUGUGGAUGGGCGAAUCAUCCGGACAGACUCCUUCUCAAAGAUCCUGUCAUCUGGCCUUAGGAUUGGGUUUGUGACAGGGCCCAAGCCCCUUGUGGACAGAGUGGUCCUGCACAUCCAGGCUUCCACCAUGCACACCAGCACCUUCACACAGCUCAUCAUUUCCCAGCUGUUGCAUGGGUGGGGACAAGAGGGCUUUCUGAACCACAUCGAUGGUGUGGUGGAAUUUUACAGAAAUCAGCGAGAUGCGAUGCUCUCCUCUGCAGACAGAUGGCUCAAAGAUGUGGCAGAGUGGCACGCCCCAGCGGCAGGCAUGUUCCUCUGGAUCCGGCUGAAGGGCAUCGCGGACACCCAGCAGCUCAUCAUGGAGAAGGCUUUGGAGAAAGAGGUGCUGUUGGUCCCUGGAGGAGUAUUCAACAUUGACAGCUCAGUCCCCUGCCCGUAUGUACGAGCUGCCUUCUCAUUGUCCACUCCCCAGCAGAUUGAUGAGGCUUUCAAGAGAUUGGCUUCUCUGAUCAAGGAGGCGUUAUGAGGAAAACAUUACAUUACAUUACAUUACAUUACAACAACAUGAAGAGAAAUGAUGUUUCAUUGAAAGAAAUAUUUUUCUACAAAUGAAUGUUUACACUGGCAUUUGGUACCCUGACAAUCUGAAAAGUGGCAUUUUUAGUAAACAUUUUUCAUAAAUACUUUAAUACAGAACAGUAAUAUGCUAAUAUAUAAUAUAAUAAAUUUAAUAUAUAAGCGUAGGCUAUCUCUGAUAUUCCUGUGCCAAUACAUAACAUCUUGACAAAAUGAAGCUUCUUUUGCAAAUGACUAUGGAAGCGUUCUGUCAGUUUAGUCACAAGGAAAUGCAAGAGUUCUGUUUAUUUAAAUGGAAAUAGUGGCACACUAUCACAAGUAUUGUGUCUCUCUGCCAGGACUACUUUGCUGGUAUAUUGGUAAUGUUUAUCUUUUGUGAUGGACAUUACAUGUGAGAAUUGGGUGGCACUUUUGGAAAUUUUGGUAAAUAAGCAACACGGGUCUAUAACCUGUAUGCAGAUGUUCACAAGCUCCCAGCAUGCAAUACUUUUGAGAAAUGAAAGGGGGCAAGACUGGUGUAUCUUGCUGAGGACUUCUA
This is a messenger RNA of Anguilla anguilla (European eel), 2075 nucleotides long. RefSeq names its product aminoadipate aminotransferase (gene aadat). The transcript is spliced from 14 exons. Lineage: Eukaryota; Metazoa; Chordata; Actinopteri; Anguilliformes; Anguillidae. Gene Ontology annotation, molecular function: pyridoxal phosphate binding; L-kynurenine:2-oxoglutarate transaminase activity. The coding region runs from base 75 to 1487 and encodes 470 amino acids. The record is from RefSeq and is a predicted model, not a curated record. Gene Ontology annotation, biological process: biosynthetic process.